Pungitius pungitius (ninespine stickleback) is the source of this 2156-nucleotide messenger RNA. RefSeq names its product ubiquitin specific peptidase 3 (gene usp3). The record is from RefSeq and is a predicted model, not a curated record. The transcript is spliced from 15 exons. The coding region runs from base 29 to 1852 and encodes 607 amino acids. Lineage: Eukaryota; Metazoa; Chordata; Actinopteri; Perciformes; Gasterosteidae. Gene Ontology annotation, biological process: protein deubiquitination. Gene Ontology annotation, molecular function: cysteine-type deubiquitinase activity; zinc ion binding. Gene Ontology annotation, cellular component: cytoplasm.
UAGCUAGCUGACUUCCGAUCGUGACCUGAUGGAGUGCCCUCAUCUGAACUCCAACGUGAGCUGCCCCUUCGAUACCUCCCGGCUCCCCAACGGUGCGCCGCUCUCCUGGUGUUGCAACGUUUGCAGGUCUAAUAAGAGCCCGUGGAUAUGCCUUACCUGUCUGAUGGUCCAUUGUGGGAGAUAUGUCAAUGGGCAUGCAAAGAAACACUAUGAAGAGAGUCAAAUCAUUGGCAGUCAAAAGAAGGGCGAGAAACAGGAGAAGGAGAAAUCCCAGCAUUCUGUCUGCAUGGACUGCAGCAACUACAGCGUAUUUUGUUACAGAUGUGAUGACUUUGUUGUUAAUGACACCAAGCUUGGUCAAGUGCAGAAGGUCAGGGAACAUCUGCAGAGUUUAGAAAACUCCGUACUGAUGGGAGACAGACAGAGGAAAAGAAAACUUCAGGAAAACCCAGCUGCAAAUAACAAGUUGUUCAAAGACAAUGAAGGAGGAGCUUUAGGUGCCACAGGUCUGCGUAACUUAGGAAACACAUGCUUCAUGAACGCCAUUCUGCAGUCUCUCAGCAACAUCAAGCAGUUCAGCUGUUAUUUCAAAGAGUUGCCUGCAGUGGCACUACGCAGUGGUAAGACUGCAGGAAGAAGGAUGUACCACACCCGAAGCCAAGGGGAAACCAGUGUGUCUUUGGUGGAGGAGUUCAGAAAAACCCUUUGUUCCCUAUGGCAAGGAAGCCAGACCGCCUUCAGUCCAGACUCCUUAUUUUAUGCUAUCUGGAAAAUCAUGCCCAGUUUUAGGGGCUAUCAGCAGCAGGAUGCACAUGAGUUCAUGCGAUACCUGCUGGACCACCUCCACAGGGAGCUGCAGUGCAGUCGCAAUGGGGCGUCUCACCCGGUCUCUCCUCAGGAUGGGGUCAGAUUCUCCACUGCGGAUGGCAAAUGCUACAUAAAUGGGACUGCCAGUGUCGUCACAUCCAAUUUUGGUGGCAUACUCCAGAAUGAAGUCAACUGCCUGAUUUGUGGGACAGAAUCUCGGAAAUUUGAUCCAUUUCUUGAUCUGUCUUUGGACAUUCCCAGCCAGUUCAGACAAAAGAGAAGUAAGGACCAGGAGCCGGGGCCGACCUGCACCGUGCGUGACUGCUUACGUAGCUUCACUGACCUGGAAGAACUAGAUGAAACGGAGCUGUACUAUUGCCAUAAGUGUAAAAAGCGACAGAAAUCCACUAAGAAGUUCUGGAUCCAGAAGCUUCCAAAGGUUUUGUGUCUGCACCUGAAAAGGUUCCACUGGACGGCCUUUUUAAGAAACAAGGUGGAUACGUACGUGGAGUUUCCACUGAAAGGCCUGGACAUGAGGCGCUACCUACUUGAGCUGGAGAAUUCCUUACCGGAUAGCUGCCUGUAUGACCUUGUUGCGGUCGUGGUGCAUCACGGAUCUGGGGUUGGAUCAGGGCAUUAUACCGCAUAUGGCAGCCACGAGAGCCAAUGGUACCACUUCAACGACAGCACGGUGACUCUGACAAAUGAGGACGUGGUGAGGAAGGCCAAGGCCUACAUCCUCUUCUACGUGGCGCGGACGGAACAUGUGGCCUCAGGCAAGACGGACGCAAACAGGCCCGCUGUGGACCCGGCGGCCAGGGACGGCGGCCCUUCACAAGCAGUUGCUCAGGACAAGGUCGCCACGGACACGGCUGGGCCAGAUGUGCCAGCCUCCCACUCAAACACCCAGGAUGUUGCAGCCCCGGGUGACGCUGCAUUGGAAAACGUGGGGGAAGACGCGACGGAAGGGCAAGAAGCUAAGACUGCUUCAGUGGUUGCUGCAUCCCAGAGUGGUACCUCAGAGGAAGGCAGCCAAGCUACAUGAGCCACAAUGAUCCUGUCAGACUGCCUCAGACCAGCCACUCACUCCAUUUUGGCUUCACCUCAGUCACACUUCUUCCCGUGCUUAAGUUUAGAGAAUAAUUUUCAUGUUAAAUGUAUGUACAACUAUUUUGUUUUGUUAUGACCUGCAUGGUACUUUCAUGUAUAAGUUGCUGCUUGAGAAAUCUUAAGUAUGACCAUUUGCAUUAAUUUCCUUGAUGUUUUAUUCCUCAGUUGAGGUAGACUUCUCUGUAUGUUGUAGAUUCCAAAUGUGAUUGUUUAAAAUAUGAAGUAAAGCUGUAGCUUCA